Plasmodium cynomolgi strain B is the source of this 597-nucleotide messenger RNA. RefSeq names its product CYIR protein. The transcript is spliced from 3 exons. The coding region runs from base 1 to 597 and encodes 198 amino acids. The record is from RefSeq and is a predicted model, not a curated record. NCBI's taxonomy places the organism in Eukaryota, Apicomplexa, Aconoidasida, Haemosporida, Plasmodiidae.
AUGUUACUUGUAUUAAAACUUUAUAUGAAAAAAAAGAACGUUGUUGAAAGGAAGAAACCAGAAAAUGCAUCGGAUGCAAGAGCGAAAUCUGUAACGAAAGAAUCUGGGGCGUCACAACCUGGAGCCAGAACACCUGCACAUGCAAAAUCCGUAGAGGCAAAACCUAAAGAAACAGUAUCUGAAGAGGAAUCAACUAAAACGGAAGCAGCUAAAGAGGAAACAGUUGAAGAGGUAACAGAUGAAGAGGUAGUAAUUCAAAAGUCAAGUACUUUGCACCAUGAAAAAACUUUAGGUCCACCUCCAAUAGAGAGAGCUGAAUAUGGUGUUCACGCGAUGUCAUAUCAUACUACAGAGCCUGCAAGCAACGCAGUUCCUCUGACAAUUGCGGAUUACCAUUAUCCAUUAGGAGCUACACAUGAAGAGUUGGACUCAAAAUUUUUAUCUCUUCACGAUUGGAAUCAAGUUUACGCAAAAAAAAGGAAUAAAGGGGAAAUAUUUGAAAAUAAUUAUUACGAAGAGUAUGAAAAAGAGUUAGCAAUGUAUGAUUCUAAGGAAACCUUUUUAGAUUCUGAAACGGAUCAAUUAUAUUUGAAUUAG